UUCCUGUUGCAGCGUUCACCGGUGCGAAGACACGAAUUUGACAGUUCCGACGAAGAGGAGAAUGAUGCUGUUGAAAAUCUCACACCUUUACAAAUAGAUUGGUAAAAGAAAUUUAUUACGGUAUUCAGUCAGUAUCGUAAUUGGUUGUAAUGCUCCAUUCAAGCCUCUUAAAGUCAGUUUGUGUGCAUAUUGUGAUGUUAUCAGCAUGAAUGAAUCUGCCUCUGGUUGGAUUUCUCUACCUUAAUUUUUGUAGUAAGCUUACUGAAAUUUACUUACUUUACUUUAAGUAACGGACACCCUAAUUAAUAUGUAUAUGACACCCUGGUUUAACAAUGACAUGACCGCCAGUGAAUUUGCGAAUGCAACCAACUUUGUAAACAUUCAUAGGGGUGUUCGUUUAUUAAUAACUUGGGAAUUAAGUAGUCUAUGAAUGUUUGGUCUAGAAUCAGGGAUCCAGCAAACUUUGAAAAACCAGAUGUGCAUGUACAGUUAGCUGCAUUAAUUUUCACCCUGCUCUAGACAAGGAACAUACCAUCAAGCCAGGUCAAGCGUACCCCUAGCCUCCCAUUCUCUUAUAUUUCCCGAUAAAUGACAGAUAAACUUACAUAAUACCCGCAAAUUUUCAUACCCCUACAUGUACCUGUGGUGGUGGAAACCAUGCAACCUCCCCCCCAGUGGUGUCUGACCCUCUCCAAAACUCAACAACUCUUGCAAAUCUAGUCCUUUACCAUCUACAGUGGUACAAGGAUAGGACAAAGUCCAAAACAAGCUGAUAUUUGUGUGUUAGCCAGAAGGAGUGAAACCUAUGUUCAAAGGGAUGCUUAUUGAGGGGUGGACGGGAGGUCUAUUUGAACAAUUUAUCUGGCUAAUGCACAUCUUUACACCUGAAGAAGUUAACAGUAGGGAAGAAGUUUUUCAUUAUGGCAUCAAUUUACUACGUGUACCAGAACACUCCUUACCAGGACUCCAGUCCAAAAUGAAUUCUGGUAUUUUUAAUAAAAUGACCAGGCUGACAUGCAAGUAUUAGCCUGGUGAUUUCUUUGAUUUUAGGGUAGACCUUUCAUUCACUGGUUCUUGUGCAGAAGUUAUUUGCAUCAGUGAAUUGCCAGGUAAUUUUUUCUUAUUUUUGAGAAGAAUUUUUAAUGAUUUGGGUGGAUUUUAAUUGGGAUGCAGAUUGACAACAGGGGAGACUUGAGAAUAGUAUAGUGCAUUGUAAGAUCUCAUUUUCUGAAACUAAGCAGUUCCUCUUCCUUCUGAGGCCACAGCUACUGAUGUACAUGUCAUGAGUGUCACAUUUAAUGUUGCUAAAGUUAAACUACAGCUGUAUUCGUGUAUGUACCAGGGCAUGGCUUUCUUCAAUUCUCAAAUUAUGUGUGAGACAAACGGUUUUCAAAUUUAGACGUGGGGCAGAUGACCACCCUCUUCUAAACUCUUGAAAUUAGUUUAAAGCUCAGUCAACUGCCAUCAUUUGUAUAUUACCCGAAAUAAGGCACCUCUGAGCCUUUUACGUCUUGAAGUGUUAAUGCUGAUCGAUUAUCUGUUUAUUGUCAAUUUAGGCUGUAAAUAUAAGGAUACAAACAGGAAUUUAACUGUGGAUAUAGGUUUGUAAAUUUGAGGCUACACUGCUUAUAGUACAUGUACAUUAUCGUUUUAGUUAGAGGUUGAUCUGCCAUGUAGAGAACCAGUCAAACUAAAUGACUGAAGAUUGACCAAAAAGGCACCCUUGGUAACCAUUAUCACUGAAUUGUAUUUUUUUUGGUCCCCUUUAGCACAACUUAAAGCAAUCAACAUCACAGAUGUGUUUGUGUUCUGUUCCUCUGCUGAGAUGAUCAGGUAAGUCAUUAAUGACCUUACAAAAUUAGUGUGUUUGUCCCCUUACUGUAGUUUUCAUACUAGUGAACAGAAGUUCCAAAGCAAAAGCUUAGUAAGAUUCACCAGGCAAUCACUCUUUAGGCCAAAUGCAUGUAUGCCAAGAUCUUAAACUCUAAAUCUGUGAUUGAAAUCCUUGGUGUUAUUUUACUCUUUAAAUUUUGCAUAGUAUUGUUUGAAAUAUCUCUUGGAAAAAUUCUACAAAUUAAAACACAAUUUUAAGCUUUUCUUUGGCCACUUUGUAAUUGGGGUACGUAGGCCGUCCAUUUACAGCCACUUGGGCCGGAGUCACACUGUACCUCCCAUUGGAGCUGGGAGCACUGCAUGACCCCUGCCCAAGCAGCUACGAAGGAGACUAACUUAAUUUGAGAUAAAUGAAUUAACCUUUUACAAUAAAACUAUUUCUGUUUUCAGGUGUAGAGUUCCUCAUCUGAUUGAUGAGUACCACUGGGCUGGCUUUGGAGUUCACCACUUCCCUGCUGAGGGUGGCAGUGUUUUAGCAAUAAGCGACUGUGAGGUUUUGAUAGAGCAGUUAAGGAAAUGUAUCACUUUUGGACACAAAACACUUUUACAGUAAGUUGACCUAAGGCCUGGGGGCAGGGGGUACUUGGGUUAAUUAUUUUUGCUGGGUAUGUGCUGCUGGCCUCUCAGAACCCCUACCCCAUUAAAUUAGUCUAUUCUGUGGCCAGAAGACCCCAUCUUAUCCAUUUUUGAGGAUCCCAUCUUAUAAUUAGUCACUUUCUGUUUGUGUAUCUACCUUAUAAAGCCUUUUAACUUAAGCAUUCUAAAAUGAAGUGACAGAUUUUUUAAAUUGAAUCAAGAACAGUACUUUUCACCUGCAGUAUAAACAUUCUGGUACAUUUGCUAGCUGCAAAUGUGAAGAACUUUCUUACCCCAAAAAUCCAAAAAUGUGUGACCCCAUUAUAGUCAACCCAGUUGUGAAAAUGCGACCCUAUCCAAGGGCACAUCUGCAUUAGCCUCUUAUAAGGAAGUACUGUCUGUUGCACCUUAGAGCAUAACUUGAUGGUCCACUGAAUGGUACUGUGUUCAGGGUCCUUUGUAAUUGUUUUGAAAAUAUUUAGCAAUUAUUCCUAGAGCCUGAGUGGGCUCUGAGUCAAUAGCCCGUGAGGCUGAAGGCCAAAUUAUUGUUCUAGUGAAAUCCAACUAGUUGGUUUAAAAUAUCAAGACAAUACAACUUUAGCUAGUUAACGCUAGACUUAAAGCCAUUGUUUUGGUUUUCAAAGCCAGUUCUUUUUACUAUUAGUGGGCUAUGACAUAUAGCCUAGUAGUAGCUCAGCCAAUCAGAUUCAGCAUUAAUUGAUAAUAGACCAUUAGUUGGAUUUUACUUACUACGUAGCCCUGUGAUGAAAUUUACAAUCAUGGGGACAAUGUUCACCAGUUUGACGGCCUCCUGGUAGGGCAGUCCUGGACAUAUUAGUACACACUGAGCGCUUUUCAAGGUACUUUAUUUGGCAGGGCAUUAAAAAAGGCAGGUGCUGUGUGCGUAAGAACAAAUUUAGCAAUUAUACAAGCAGGGUAGAAAGUGGACAUAUCCUGUUGAGGAACUCUUGAUCUCUUUAACUGCACUAAAAAAUACAGACACUUGAAUGCUUUCUUGAUUGCUAAUCUGCCAUUUUCUAAUAUUUUUAUAUAUUUUUCAUUCUUAGCUGUGUUUCUGGUUUAGGAGUUUCUUGUUUAGGUAAGUGACAACAGCUGUUAAUGUGUUCAUUGAGGCUGCCUAUGUUUGAGAGAGUGCCUAUAAAAUAUUGGCAUUCAAUGGCCACCCACCCAUUAGUCCAGAUUCGAAUUUGUCAUGGCUGCUGAAUAACGCCUGCAAAGACUUAUUUAUAUAAGGUUAGCCUUGACCUAAAGUAAUUCACAAAUACUGGCAAGAUGGUGUCUAAAUUUGAGUUUAAAUUGUAGACACAGUUGUAGAAGCUAAGGUCUUCUUCUGACUAGAAUUUGUGAAAUAUUUUCCUUAGGUUUGAAGGCUUACCCUAACCAACGAGACUUCAGUGCUUCUUUUCAGUGGCCCUGAUGAAUUAGAAACUGGGGUAUAAAAUUUUUAAUUUGAUUUUCAUUUACCCAUCUUGAAAAUGUACUUGCCAACAAAGAAAUAAUUGCAAAUUACACUCUGAAAAUGUAUGUUGUGGUUCAAGUAUUUUUAAAUCAAUUUAAAUUUUUCAAACUAAUUUGAAACUUUUAAACACACCACUCAUUCUCAUUUAUUUGUGCUUCUGCCUGUAAAAUACUCUGUGUAAAAUAAACUUUUGCUUUUAAGGUGUCACACGUCACACAUUCAUAUAAUGGCCUCACAAUCUGUUUUUUUUUUUUGGUUUCUGUUCUGUUCAGCUGCAGCUGUCUUGUUACUGAGUCUGGAUGAAUUCAUGUCCCCUGAUCAUGUCAUCUCCAAGAUGCGACAAGUAAGAGGUCAGCGAGCCUUUCAAACAGUAAAGGUAUGAUAGCUCAAGCAAAAUUGUUUUCUCUUACUGUAUUAAUUAACGCCAUAAUCAUUAGCCAACAUGCCAAAAAAAACUUAACCAUUCAUUUUUUUUAUAAUAAAGGUUUCACUGAUCUAAGUCAGUGAUCAAGCGACUUACCACCGGGAUAACUCAGUAAUCCACUGAUGCCCUGUUCAGGGGGGUGGAGUGGUAAUAAUCUUAGUUCUUCUUAUUACUGAAACUAGAAUAACCUCCUUUGGUCUUCGUUUGCUCAGAGUGCGUGUUUACCUUUUUUAGAGGGCAGGGUGCUACACUGUAGGUUUUAGACUUCCCGAGGGACCUGACAUUAAGUGUUUUGUUAUAUCUCUAGACUUUCACUUCAACAACAACAAAAGAAUAGCGACAGCCAUAAUUAUAACAACAAAAUUUAAUUCUCAAAAUCCUGCCUGAAUGAAUUAAUCAUUUACAAACUAAAGUACUUUCCUUAUAUUAUCUGCAUCUUUUUUUCUCCACUAGCUGCUGUUUCUCUUCUGGAAUAAUUUUAAAAAUCGUUGCUUUUUAGACCUUUUUAGCUUGAGUCUUUCAUGUUUGUGUUGUUGUGUUCAUUCACAAAAAAGAAAACUGGCGGUGUUUUUCCACCUUCAGUUGUCACGCCACUUUCCACCAUGCUUUGGUCAUGUGCUGUGAUGUAUCCCGAGCAGGGUACAUUGCUUAAUGUAUCACGAUUGGGAUACAUUAAAUUUUGAUUUUAGUCAAGGCUACGUGACCAAGAAUCAACCAAUACCAGUCCCUGUUUAGUUGAGUGAAAGUCUAGGAAUAAUGUUAUUUUCACCUGUAAAGAUAUCGUAAUAAUGUUUUCACACGAAAGCUCACCUGGUAUUUCACUAGUGUUUGUAUAAUAAAUGCCAAUAUCUAAUAAAUAACAUUUUCUUAAAGUUUGACCAUCGUUUAUUAAGGAUGCCAACAAUCAUAGAAAUUGGUUUAAUAAUCGAAAUUGUUCCUGCUGAAAAAUGCGAUAGGUUCAGGCUACCUUAAUGACAGUGACUGAGUUUUUAGUUUGUAUAUGUUGUAGUUAAUUUUUUAUAUCAACUUUAAAAGAGUGUUCUACCCCUGAAGAAUAUGGGCUUACCUCUGAAGAAUAUAGGUACUACCCCUGAAGAAUAUGGGUACUACCCCUGAAGAAUAUGGGUACUACCCCUGAAGAAUAUAGGUACUACCUCUGAAGUUCACAACCAGUGAAGAAUAUGGGUACUACCCCUGAAGAAUGUGCAUACUACCCCUGAAGAAUAUGGGUUUACCCCUGGAGAAAUUCAUGAAAAUUAAAGCUUCACCCCCAAAGAAUUCUAUAUUUUUUUGCUCUACCCCUCCCCCUCUACCGCAAUGUUCAUAACUUACCCCUGGAGAAUUCCAUGGUUCUUAACCAGGGGCGUGUGGAUAUUAAAUGCAAAAUUCAAAGCCCUAAACUAUUUUACUCAGAAAGCUGACAUUCCAGUGUCCUUUUAAGAGUCAAAACUGGAUAUUUCCUUGUGUUACUCUCCACAAAGUUCCACAAAUGUUAGAGCUUUAUAGAAGCUGCUGGGCUUGUGAAAAAGCUCAGUCUUGGCAAAAGGUGUCUCAUGCUUAAGCUUUCUUUGAAAAACAAGUCACGCCUGUUUGUUGCCCGUAUAACAACCCCAUUCCUAGUAUCCCUCCUGCUCCACAGGGACAGAGAGGACCCUGGGAACGAGGUUAGCUUUACAAGGGAGUUUUAGCCCCGUGUGGCGGCCAUGUUGGUGGUCAAGAACAAAAGCAUUUUUCUCCUCUGGGAACUAAACUCUAUUUUCAUGUAAAUUCUUCGAGGAAAUAUUCUUUUGUUUUGACCCCCAAGAUGGCCGCCUUUGCCACGUGGUUGCAAACCAAGAAUUGAGGGAAACCCUGUCUCUAAUGUUGUCUUUUUCUUCCUUCAGCAAUACAAUUUUGUCCAUGAAUUCCGUGAUAUGUAUAAAGCUUAUCAAGAUGAGCAAAGAAACUCUACAGAAGUGGCAGCUCCAAGGUCGCUU
Molecule: messenger RNA, 6349 nt
Organism: Porites lobata
Lineage: Eukaryota; Metazoa; Cnidaria; Anthozoa; Scleractinia; Poritidae
Source: the annotation of a GenBank genome assembly